Messenger RNA from Pistacia vera, 496 nucleotides. RefSeq lists its product as uncharacterized. The record is from RefSeq and is a predicted model, not a curated record. Lineage: Eukaryota; Viridiplantae; Streptophyta; Magnoliopsida; Sapindales; Anacardiaceae. Bases 84 to 371 code for a protein of 95 amino acids. The transcript is spliced from 2 exons.
AACAUCCGCUGCCCUAACUGUGAGAGAACACAUAAUCUGUUUACGUCUUGGUUGUUUUGAAACAAAUCCAUCGUCGUCCAUCCAUGGCGUUGAACAAUGGCCUCAGAUCAGCCUCAAAGCUCAUCUCCUCUUCUCAAUCGGUUCUCUCCAACUCAGUGAACCGGGGUUUCCACUCAACUGGGGUGAAGAGAAUGGGAGGACAUGGACAUGAUGAACCAUACUACCUACAUUCAAAGCAUAUGUAUAACUUGGAUAGGAUGAAACAUCAAGCGCUGAAGAUGUCUCUAGGUGUUUUCACUGCCUUCAGCAUUGGUGUUGGCGUUCCCAUUUAUGCUGUCAUUUUCCAGCAGAAAAAGACCGCUUCUGGCUGAGUGAUGAUGUUUUAGUUUCUUGGUUGCAAUAAUAGAAACAACUUGGAAAUGCAUCUAUUGCUGAUUGUUGUUACGAAUUUGAGUUGAUGACAAUACUACAAUUUCAAGGGUUUCCUUUUUCUUCG